AUGUCAGAUGUGUUUUCCAUUUUUAAAAAAAAACGAAUAAAAAACGCAAAACUGUGCAAAACGUCUGUAAAAAAAAACAAGGGAAAGAUUUUCAUGAGUGACAAGUCCCGUCGGAAGGCCUACGCCACGAACCAAUCGGUGAGCAGCAACCACAGCGGGUUCCUCCACAAGCACAGUAGUGAAUAUAACAACGCACCAGGGGGGGGAGAAGAAGGAGUAAGAGGCAGCUCCGUACCAAGCAACCACAGUGGAAGCCUGAACGGCGUGGUGAAGGAACCCCCAUUCAGCAAACUAGCGGAAAUCGAAUUAUCCAACAGCGAAGCGAACGUUGUUGUGGAAGAUUUUCCAAAACUUCCUGUGAAAAACAUAGAAUCAUGUGAAGAGGUCUACAACAUCUUCUACCUAAGGGAUCAGUAUCUCAUAGGAAAUAAAAAUAUCCAAAUAAAUAACGACCACCUGAUUCUUCUAGAGACGACAUUAGACAAGCUAGACGCAGCGAUAACGGAUCUAGAUACGGAGGAAAGUUACUCCACCAAGAAGGUACUAACCAGUGUGUAUGAAAAAGUAUCUAAUCUGUAUAGGAGUUUUAAAAGCAUGAAAAGUUUACCCCCCCAAUUGUCCAAUGCGUAUAGUUGCUUCCAGAGCAAUAUUAUUUUUGUGAAGGGGAAGCAAUUUAAAAAAAACUACGUGUUCGACAAUUUAAUUAAUAUAUACACAUAUCUGCAGAACAGUGAACUCCAACAGGAUAACAUCGAGACGAUAAACCAAGCCAUUUACAUAAAUGAAAAAAAUGUAUCCUCUCCUUCCUUUAUGAACAGAAGUAUUCUCACUUCUAAUGAACAGGUCCAGGAACAUAUAGAAUUCCUCCCCAUGAAAUUUAACCCACAUUUCGUAGAAUUGAACAAAAUUUCUAUUUACUACCUUUUCGAAGAAUCCAUUAACCACAUCAUUUGGCAGAAGGCGCUAGACGAAUUAGUCGUUGUUAAAGCGCUGGCAGAUAUUCCCUACUUGGACCUAUCCGAAGUGGAAGGGUUCGACUUUAAGAAGAUGAAGUCGGGACAAAGGCAAUGGUAUCCUGUGUAUAUUGCCAAAGAAUUAAGUGAGGAGGGACUUGCCACAGUCGAGUUUCCCUUCUGGUUUUACAUCGAUAAUUUAAAAAAUAUUUACAAGAGGGAAUUUGAGGAUAUGAAUGAGCUGACCGAUUUACCAAGUCCCUUCUUCUUCGAAAUAUCUUCCAUGUUUUUGGAAAACAACGCGUUUAAGAACUCCACGCCGAUUGAAACCAUAGGCCAGCGCACCCCCUACAAGUACAUCCUCAAGGUGGCCGGCCUCAUCCAGGACAUACGGCAGAAGCGCAUUCACAAAAUUAUGAACCGGUUUAAGAACUGCGAUGUCCUGUCCGAAAUUAUGCUCAUAAAUAACAUCCAGAUAUACGAAACGUAUUGUGUGAAUUACUUGGCUUCCGUUUUUUUCCAGAACAAAGGGUCCACUAGUUCCGUGUCCGAUUCCUUUGACGUUCGCAACUAUCUCUUCGAUCCCUUUGUUUUUAGUGCCUGA
This is a messenger RNA of Plasmodium coatneyi, 1557 nucleotides long. RefSeq lists its product as uncharacterized. Gene Ontology annotation, cellular component: nucleus; GINS complex. The coding region runs from base 1 to 1557 and encodes 518 amino acids. The record is from RefSeq and is a predicted model, not a curated record. Lineage: Eukaryota; Apicomplexa; Aconoidasida; Haemosporida; Plasmodiidae. Gene Ontology annotation, biological process: double-strand break repair via break-induced replication; DNA replication. The transcript is spliced from 2 exons.